AGCCGGAGACAGGAAAGCUGAGCUCCCCGCACUACCUUUCCCUAUAUAACUGAAUGGGAGGCAGUACCUGCUCGCACAAUGGGAAGCUUUGAGCAGAGAAAUUGAUAAUCUUCAUGGAAGAGUAAUUUGAAUGAAAUUCCACUUGACAGGCUGUCUCCGAGCAGAAGCCAGGCAGUGAGGGAGUGCGAGGAGCCCCCAAGGCUGUAGGUGCACAGCCACAUAUACACUGUAGCUACAGCUCAGCUCCUUAGUAGAUCCUUUCCAGCAAGCCAGAGAGGUGGACAUGGAGGAGAACAUGGAAGAAGGACAGACACAGAAAGGUUGCUUCGAAUGCUGCAUAAAAUGCCUUGGGGGGAUUCCAUAUGCCUCAUUGAUUGCCACGAUCUUGCUCUAUGCCGGGGUUGCACUGUUCUGUGGCUGUGGUCACGAGGCUCUAUCAGGCACUGUCAACAUUCUGCAGUCCUAUUUUGAAGUGGCAAGGACUGCCGGGGACACGCUUGACGUCUUUACCAUGAUUGAUAUCUUCAAGUAUGUCAUCUAUGGGAUUGCAGCUGCUUUCUUUGUCUAUGGCAUAUUGCUGAUGGUAGAAGGAUUCUUUACAACCGGUGCCAUUAAGGAUCUCUAUGGGGAUUUCAAAAUCACAACUUGCGGGAGAUGUGUGAGUGCUUGGUUUAUUAUGCUGACGUACCUCUUCAUGCUAGCCUGGCUUGGUGUCACAGCGUUCACCUCUCUACCUGUCUACAUGUACUUCAAUAUUUGGACAGUUUGCCGGAAUACCACAUUACUUAACGAAGCUAGCUUCUGUUUGGAUCUUCGUCAGUUUGGUAUUGUUACUCUUGGUGAGGAAAAGAAAUUGUGUACCUCUUCUGAUAGCUUCCUGAGGAUGUGUGAAUCUACUGAUCUGAACAUGACUUUCCAUCUCUUUAUUGUUGCUUUGGCUGGAGCUGGAGCUGCAGUUAUUGCUAUGGUCCACUACCUGAUGGUGCUAUCUGCUAACUGGGCCUAUGUGAAAGAUGCAUGCCGAAUGCAGAAAUAUGAGGACAUCAAAUCCAAGGAAGAACAGGAACUGCAUGACAUCCACUCAACCCGCUCUAAAGAGCGACUCAAUGCUUACACAUAAAACUAACCUCCCACGUCUUUGUACCAUUUCAGUUCUUUGUUGUUUCAACUAACAGCCUCCCUUCCAUUGUAAAAUAUAAAUGAAGUGCUUUUCCUAAAGAUAGGUUAAAUGCCACCUAUCUACAUAACCUUGAUUGACCAGCACUUUGCAUCUUCACAGUGGUCUGUGCGACAAUGUCAUAUAAUAUGGAACACCCUUAUAGUCUUUCCUAAAUUGUCAUAAGGUGACUGGUUUCUUAGAUAAAGAAAAUUAACUGUUAAAUAAAGAUGUUUGUUUCCUUUUUUAACCACUUUAUAUGUGUUUUACAUAAAACAUUUUGCAUUGUUUCCUAUGUUUUUAAGAUAAAGCUUUUUAUACUUUUUAGUUUUGAGUUUCAAAAUCUACUUAUACUGUACCUACAGGUAAACGUCAAAGGGAUCGUUGUACAGAAGCAUGUACAAUAAUAUGCUUACUGCUCUAAGUUCUAAACCAUGCAUGGACUGUUCAGGCUUCUUAGUAGUGUUUGGCCCUAUGAGUAGUCAUAGGUGUAAUUUCUGUUAGGCAGGCUUAGAGGUGCUUCUUUAUUGUUGUUAUGUAUCAGUAUAAUAUAUGCUAUUGGAACCUCUGGCAACUACAGUGACCUAGUCAUCUGUAUACUGUGUGAGCAUGCAUAUUGUGAGGAUAGUGCAUGGGCACGCCCCAUUUAAAUGACAUCUUAUGCCCAAUUUUAAUCAAACAUGUAAGUCGUGUUUAACCAACAGAUAAUCUAUAGCUGAAAUUCAUAUGUAGGCAUCUAGUUAUUAUUUAACCCUUGUUUUUUUUUUAUUUGUUGUAAAAUAAAUGUCAUGCUAUCAACUGAAUUCAAUGUUUUCUCACAUAUUAUUUCAUAAAUUGUCUAAAAUGUGAAAUAUUAUUGGGUAUGCAGAUUUCUACCCCUUACUGGCCGUGGAUCUUUCUAUGUAGUUCAACUUUGAGAUCAUUCCAGGAAACCGAUGUACUGUACAAGUUUUUCAGUGAAACGCUACAUAGGGUUUUAACAUAACAGUGUUACUGGACCAAAUUUGCUGUUUUCAUCUGUUCUGCCUCGUGGAAUGCUCUGGGAAUGCUGUGAAGUGUCUUUAUAACAUUCAGGCAAGAAUUUUGUCAGUGGUUAAACAGAAUCAAAUAUUGUUUUGUGCACUUUAUUGAUGAAUUGUGUGACCGUUCAGUGUUAGUGCAUUGCUCAUUUUGAUAGCUCUUGGGGUUCAUUCACUACUUUUCUCUGUUUUUUUCCUAUUUCGCUUGCAUUGAAAUUUUUUUGUACUUAUAGUAAUGGAGUAGUUGUUGGUGGAAAUUUAGUAAGUGACAAUAUUGGACUAUGGGGUGUUGCAUUUUACACAUGGAAUUUUAUCCCUAUACAUGUAAGUGACCAUGUAGAUGCUCCUGCUAUGAUUUGUGCUGAAACUAUCAUAAAAAACUGAGAUAUGUGUGACAACACAUACACUUGUGGUAUUACGCAGCGUGUAACACGUUCAUCAUUCUGCACAAGAAAACAUCUAGCUUUGUUGCAGUGUCUCUCCGGGGCUUGGCCAAUUUAGCUUCACAUUACAAAAUAGAAUAGUGCAUGCUAAUAGGAUAAUCUAUUUCUUGGUUGUUUUAGUACUUAGCUUUAGGUUGCUUUUCUUAUUGAUCUGUCUAAUGCAGAGAACUAUAAUGAAAUGAAUAGCCCACUUUAAAGCGGUAUUCUAAUUGUACCAUCUUUACCCAAUGAUAUGACAAAAUAGCUUAGGAUAGUUGUGUUUAUGAGAUAGACUGCCUUCAUUUUCUAAAUCUGGACUUUAGGAUAAGAGGUAACCUACAUGUAGACCUAGUUUCCUUUUUCCUCACAGGAAGUCUGUCAUCUCCAAAUGUGGUAUCAAAAUAAGCAUGCCACUAUGUGGGAUAAGCCUCCCAAUUGCCCUGCUUGUCUUGUGAAAUCAAAUGCUCUAUUCUUAAAAAAAAUGCUUAUUUUUAUACAGAUAGGGUUUGCACAGAGUGGGGCCGAUUCAUUUGGUGCACCAUCGGUUCACCAGUCAUGCCAACCAGUGCCUCUCCCUCUGUUCGAGAGUCUAUGACAUUUAGGGAUGAUGUAGGGUGCACCAAAUGGACUGGCCCCACCCAUGGUACACCAAAAACCUUAUUUGCAUAAAAAUUAUCAGAAUCAGAUUUUCACAACAAAAGCAAAGUAAUGUUCUGAGAUACCUACCCCACAUAGCAAUAUGCUUACUUUGAAACCACUUUUCUCAGGAUAAGGGCAUCAGAGUUUCACAAAAAAAAAAGUUUAGUUAUGUUUCAGGGUGCCUACCCUACAUGGUGGUGUGCUUACUUAGAAACUGAUGAUUAAUCAUCAAAGAAGAACAUUACUGCUUCUCAGGGUUCCUAUGGCCAAUGAUGUUUUAUGGAUUAGGAACACAAAGCUGCGUAUGGAUAAGCCUGUUAUGAUCACUUUAUGCACACCCUGAAAUCAUACUCAGUACUGCAAAGCCCCUAACACACUAAACCAUGUACUUCUCAUCACAGUGAAGUCAAUAGUUUUGUUGAAUGCACCACAAGUUAUGAUGGUAGCAGCUGCAGUUGGGUAGUUAUGGUUUGGCAUAAAAUGGGUCAUUGGUGUUGUUUGCCAUAUUCUUAUAUUAAAGAAAGGAGGCAAGUAUUCUUAUGGGAAUGCAAUGGAAUAUUCAGAGUAUCUUCUCAGUUAUGUAAAGUGGGUGAGUCUUUAUCGGUUGGUUUGUACAGAAUAUGUUUUUCAACUAACAACAUUGCUACAUUCUUUAUAUUAAGGAAUCAUGUACACUUAAAGGGAACCUGUCACAUUAAACAAUUACUCACAUCUGUCAGUAGUCUGUUACAGAGCGGGAGGAGCUGAGCAGAUUGGCUCGUAGUUUUGUGGGAAAAGAUUUAGUAUAACAUGUAUUUUAUUAAUUUCUAUCCCUGCUCUUCGAUGUGUAGGAGUCUGGAAGAUGGGGCUACUCAGUGAUUGCCAGCCAGUCCUUGACUGUGCAUACAGAGAUAGCUAUCAGUAACAGUAGGGUCAUCAUCCAUUCCUGAACAGGAAUUGAAAUUAAUAAAAUACAAUUUAUACAAAAUCUGUUCCCACAAAUGUAUAUAUCAAUCUGUUCAGCAUCUCCUGCUCUGUAAUAUGCUACCCACGGAUCAGACUGCAUCAUCUGUGGUAAAACGGGACAGGUUCUUUUUAAAGAAAUUCUCCAGUCAGAAACUGAAAAAUCCUUUUUUGACUUGCUUGUAACUUCUUACUUUAAGGCCAGAGGAACCUUUAUUUGUGGUAUAAAUAAGUUCCUGUAGUAAGCUGUGAUAGUAGUUCUGAAAUACUGCCAUUCAACCAUCUGCAUAAGAAGAUUCUUCCUGUGCAUGUGAAAAGAUGGUAAGAGUAUUUGGAGGGGAAGAGUGGCCAAUCAUAGGUCAAAAACAAGUUUUUCCAUGUAUGUUUCGAGAUAUUCUUUCAUACAGACAGCAACAAUUAUUAUUCAAUUAUGGCAAUAAAUCCAUUGAAACUAUAAGAAUUAUCAAAGUUCAUUAUCAGUGUGUCUUUUAAAUUAUAAUUUUAAAUAACAGUUUUUCAUUUUACACAGGAAAAGUGGCUUAAUGAAUUGUUUAUUAACCACCAAAAGAAUGACCUGUGGGAAAUAAGUUAGCAAUUUUAUUAUUCCCCACCCCCAAGAAAACAUUUUUUUCACUAAAUAUACUCAUUCAUGAUGAGGAUUUUGGUAAAGAAGUUCACUAAGCAUAAUGCUACUAUAGUUACCCGUUGCAUGCUUGAACAUUUAGUAGUGAUAGCUAGAUUUUGUUUUGACAUUUAUGUCCGUCAACAGUUCUCAAAUUUGUGCAGUAUUGAAAAAAAAUCUUUUCAAAAAUAUUCUUCUAAACCUCUUUUAAAUUCUAUAUUGUAGUGUUUCGGUUUUGUGUCUCAAACAGUUUGUGAUUUUUAACAAAUGUCCUAUGGAUCAGUGUAAUAAUGUUGAUGCUUUUUGGCUUUCCUCUGGUACUAGAGUUUGUAUUUUCACAAAGAAUGCUUUGUAGCAGGCAUUAUAAUUAAUCUGUUUUGUACAUAAAUGUGCCAACAGCUUCAUGGUGGCGUUUUUGAAAUGUAGAACAAAGUGCUUGCAAAAUGUA
Molecule: messenger RNA, 5248 nt
Organism: Bufo gargarizans (Asiatic toad)
Lineage: Eukaryota; Metazoa; Chordata; Amphibia; Anura; Bufonidae
Gene: GPM6A
Product: glycoprotein M6A
Exons: 7
Coding region: 284-1120 (278 amino acids)
Biological process (GO): neuron projection development
Cellular component (GO): plasma membrane; axonal growth cone; filopodium
Source: RefSeq, a predicted model, not a curated record